AUGAAACUGGCUGCGGUUUGUAGAUUGAUCAGUUCCCAUCAUAAUCUUCGUAGAAUAACAAGGCCUUUGCAAUAUCGUUCAUUUCAACCUGAUUUUGUUCCAAGGGAUCCCAAUGCCAAGCUCAAGAAAUACAAGUUCCCUGCUUUCUAUGAUCCAUAUGGGCUGAGACCUCCACCAUCUGAAAAGAUUAUUCAGCUUGCAGAACAAAUUGCAUCCCUUACACCCGAAGAGCGUAGUCGAAUUGGUCCAGCCAUUAGAGACAGAGUAAUGCUUCCCAAGCUGCAGCCCAUUUCAGUACAAGGCAUGGACUUAGUGUUCUCACCUGCUCACCCUCACAGUGAAGAAAGGGAAAUCAGAGAUGAAUUGAAUUUCUCUCAAGACAACUACUAG
Molecule: messenger RNA, 390 nt
Organism: Fraxinus pennsylvanica
Lineage: Eukaryota; Viridiplantae; Streptophyta; Magnoliopsida; Lamiales; Oleaceae
Source: the annotation of a GenBank genome assembly